Molecule: messenger RNA, 887 nt
Organism: Puntigrus tetrazona (Sumatra barb)
Lineage: Eukaryota; Metazoa; Chordata; Actinopteri; Cypriniformes; Cyprinidae
Product: C-C motif chemokine 2-like
Exons: 5
Coding region: 58-399 (113 amino acids)
Biological process (GO): immune response
Cellular component (GO): extracellular region
Molecular function (GO): chemokine activity
Source: RefSeq, a predicted model, not a curated record
AGUCUUGAUUAUAUUCUCUCUGAUACAAGAAGUGAACGCUGAAGAUCGACUGAGACGAUGGAGACACCAAGGGUCCUCGUGAGGAGUUUAACUGUUGUGGUGGUCAUUGCAUCUGUGUUCUGGACUACAACAGCUGCAGCUGAAGGUCAAAAGCCAGAUGCACAUAACUGCUGUAAGAAACUCUCCUCAGCAUUGGUGAAUGAUCCCAUCAUCAGUUUCAGGUUGCAGCGUGAAUCUCUUCCAUGUGUGAAGGCCGUCAUCUUGGAGACGGAGCGGGGAGAUUUCUGCAUUGAUCCUAGACAACGAUGGGUGCAGGAGAAAGUUAAGCAGUUUCUAAGAUCUCAAAGAAACAAACCCCAGACAACUCCAACAUCCUCUACUGAUAAAGUAGUUUUUUAAGUUAAACCCAGCUAGUAUUCUUUAGUGGGCAAGAAAUCAAACACACGUCACACAAACAUCAUCUAUUAGAGACUGAACUCAUGUGAGGAUCUACUGAAGAAACGAGUGACUAAAACUCUUCACAAUUUAAAGAAAUUAACACUUUUAAACUUUUUUAAAAAAAAUAUGACAGCUUGCUUUUGUUUUUAGAAAAUGUUUGUACCUUAUUCAUUUUAAUUGAAUAUUUGAAAUAUUAUGUAUGUUGUCAGAUAAAUGUAGUGCAAUGUGACACUGACAGAUCAAAUUAUUAUUUAGAAACUAAAUUAUGAACUGUUACAAAAGAGGUUAAAAUUAAUAAAUAAAAUAUUAGUAUAUAUUAUAUUUCACACUGAAAUAUAUUUAAAUCCUGGUAAAAUCAAGAAGACUUGUUUGAGAACAUAAAUGGAUUUUUUUGCAAUGUAAUAAUUGGACAACUGCAGUCUGAAACUACAAAUAAACUGAUCAGCAUC